GAGCGCUGAUUGGCUGCAGGCGUUCUACGGACUUGGCGCCAUUGCGAGUCUUCGCGCUGUCCUCCGAGCCCUCGCUCAAGAAACAUCUUCUUUUCUGCCAAUAUUAGCGGCGUAUCUGCAACGCUAUGGCCGAUAAAGACGCGGCAUUCGAUGAUGCUGUGGAGGAGAGGGUGAUCAAUGAGGAGUACAAGAUCUGGAAGAAGAACACCCCCUUUCUGUAUGACCUGGUCAUGACCCACGCCCUGGAGUGGCCCAGCCUCACGGCCCAGUGGCUUCCAGAUGUCACCAGACCCGAGGGAAAAGACUACAGUGUGCACAGGCUGGUUUUAGGAACGCACACGUCUGAUGAGCAGAAUCAUCUUGUAAUUGCAAGUGUUCAGCUCCCAAAUGACGACGCCCAGUUCGACGCCUCGCACUAUGACAGUGAGAAAGGAGAAACCGAAGAGUUUGGAGGUUUUGGAUCUGUUAGUGGGAAAAUAGAGAUUGAGAUCAAGAUCAACCAUGAGGGUGAAGUGAACAGAGCGCGCUACAUGCCUCAGAAUCCUUGUAUCAUUGCUACUAAGACUCCCACCAGUGACGUGCUGGUGUUUGAUUACACAAAGCACCCCUCCAAGCCUGACCCCUCUGGAGAAUGUACUCCUGAUCUGCGCCUGAGGGGCCAUCAGAAGGAGGGAUACGGCCUCUCCUGGAAUCCAAACCUCAGCGGCUGCCUGCUCAGUGCGUCUGAUGACCAUACUAUAUGCCUGUGGGACAUCAGCACAGUUCCCAAGGAGGGGAAGAUCGUGGAUGCCAAGACGAUCUUCACGGGCCACACCGCCGUCGUGGAGGACGUCUCCUGGCACCUCCUCCACGAGUCGCUCUUCGGCUCUGUGGCCGACGACCAGAAGCUGAUGAUCUGGGACACGCGGUCCAACAACACCUCCAAGCCCAGCCAUGCAGUGGACGCCCACACCGCCGAGGUCAACUGCCUGUCCUUCAAUCCCUACAGCGAGUUCAUUCUGGCCACCGGGUCUGCAGAUAAGACUGUGGCUCUUUGGGACCUGAGGAACCUAAAGCUGAAGCUGCACUCCUUCGAAUCGCACAAGGACGAAAUCUUCCAGGUUCAGUGGUCUCCUCAUAACGAGACCAUCCUGGCCUCCAGUGGCACCGACAGGCGGCUCAACGUCUGGGACCUCAGCAAGAUCGGCGAGGAGCAGUCUCCAGAGGAUGCUGAGGACGGUCCUCCUGAGCUGCUGUUCAUCCAUGGCGGACACACGGCGAAGAUCUCAGAUUUCUCGUGGAACCCCAACGAGCCGUGGGUCAUCUGUUCUGUAUCAGAAGACAACAUCAUGCAAGUGUGGCAGAUGGCUGAGAAUAUUUACAACGACGAGGACCCGGAGGGAGCCGCCGACUCGGAGGUGCAGGCAUGAGUCCAGCCUGGACGUCUCCUCUCCCGGCCUGCUGGUGAAGGAACGCUGGGUUUUCCAGUGGCUGGAGCACACGCAGUGACGUCUUCUCGAGAUCCAUCCGGGCAGCGUUUUUUAGACAGCGCUGCUCUGAAUGAUGUGGUGGCGUAUUUAAAAACGAGAUCCGUCUGGUCCAAGUAUUUUUAGAUCUUUUAUUUCUCUAAAGUCGGUGGGAUGAAACGGUCGCAAACACAUCAGUCAUCGUCAGGUUCGUCGUUGAGAAAGCAUUUCUACAGAGAUCCAUUUUUAAUAUAAUUGUACAUACUGUUAGUUCCUCCUUUUUUAUUUGUAGUAAGUUUGACACAUUGUGUGUUUUGUCUCUUGUGUGUGUGUUUCCCUGCAAUUGUCUGUGCUGAAUAUGAUCUUUUGUGUUACGUGUCUUCAUAAUAAAAAAUAUUUACAUUUGA
This is a messenger RNA of Salarias fasciatus (jewelled blenny), 1852 nucleotides long. Its product is annotated as histone-binding protein RBBP4. The record is from RefSeq and is a predicted model, not a curated record. The coding region runs from base 126 to 1409 and encodes 427 amino acids. Lineage: Eukaryota; Metazoa; Chordata; Actinopteri; Blenniiformes; Blenniidae. The transcript is spliced from 12 exons. Gene Ontology annotation, molecular function: protein binding.